AUGGACAAGCGCGCCACGAGGUCAGCCGCUACCGAACAAGCCUCCGGCACGGCACGGUCUACCAGGUCGACGAAGACCUCCGCAGCCGCAGGCGGCUCGAAGAAAUCGACUAAGCCUACAAAAGGCAAGGCAAAUGAAGCGGUCGCCAAGAAGAAGGUACAGAAGAGUAAGGAGGCAGAGAAGGAAGAACAUACCACCAACGUACGCAAGAGGGCAUUGAAGAUGAUGAACGAAGAGGAAUUACCGGCCGAUGAAGAGCCACGAAAAGCAAAAAAAAAGAGGCGUGCUGGUACGGAGGCCGAGGCAGACGUCGACGAACAGGAUAAGCCGGUCGAAGACACUCCGGAGGAUGUGGAGAUGGAGGAUGUGGCGACUAAGCAGAGUAAAUCCAUUCGACCCAAACCUAAGCCGGCGUACGGGAAAUUUGCAAAAGACAGAACUGCUUUGGAUGCCGGCGAGGAAGAUAUUGUGCGGUCAUUGGGCGGUGGUCGCCGUCAAACUGGGGACAAGGCGAGUGGGAAGGACAAGGGUAAGGCUAAAGCGACACGCAAGGACGAAGCAGUCGAAUCUACCGACGAAAGCGAGGAGGGCGAUGGUAAGGUUGACGGUGUCGAGAUAGAGAAUGAGGACAAAGACGAGGAAGAACGCGAAGACGAAGGCGGAGACGGCGAUGGUGAGGAUGAAGCCGAGGUGGAGAGCAGGUCUGAAAAGGGGGAGGACGAUGAUAUGAUCGAGGAGCAGGACGAGGAGGACGAGGGCGACGUUAUACUGCUGUCUGAAACCAAGGCCAAUCAGAAGAGUGAUCGUGACAAGCUGACGGCCGGUGAAGGCGAAACUAGCCGUCGCGUCAAGGUCGCCGACUUGCCGAAUAGCGUCAAAUCUCUCGUCUCGGCAGCGCAGAAUUGCCUGUGUCUGCGCAUUGCCCUCAACUCUGCAUGGACGCAGGAAGCAUCCGUCACGUCGCAGCGACUCCCCACCAGCUUCAAAUUGGUCAAGGAUAGCCUCGACGAUACACUUACAGGACGCGGUAAGAAUGACCAACCUAACGCUGCAAUGGAGGAAGCACUGCAGUUGCUGCAGGACGACCGGAAGAAAGUCAGGCUUUCGAAGAAGGAACGAGAGGAACGAGAGGCAAUGGAGGCAAUGAGAAAGAAGGUGUACACUGUGGUCUGGACGUGCGCAUCACAGAUGCGGAACGAGCUGAAGAAAAAGGCCAAACAAGUAGUUGAGCAAGUCUUCAAGUUCGGCGGUCUGUCUGUCGCUCAACGCACAGAGGCUGCCUUCUGGCUUCUCGAGACACACCCUACAGUCGUGAGCGAUGGCACAAAAAAACGCGGCAUCCCCAACUUCGUCUUCGGGGGCAUCGAAAUCCAUUUCGAUCGGAAGAAGAAGCUGGACCGGGAGCGUACGAAGGUCGAGCCGAAGGAGCCCUUCCGGGAUGAAAGCAUCCCGGAGCUUAUCUACCAGUACUACGGCCUGGCCGGUCGCCCUGAUGCGAGCAUCAAUGCGGCGCUGGAUGACUUCAGGAAAGUCCCACUUAAUCUCAUAGCCGUCUCGUGUAAUGCGAGUCAGCACUGA
Molecule: messenger RNA, 1578 nt
Organism: Fomitopsis serialis
Lineage: Eukaryota; Fungi; Basidiomycota; Agaricomycetes; Polyporales; Fomitopsidaceae
Exons: 9
Coding region: 1-1578 (525 amino acids)
Source: RefSeq, a predicted model, not a curated record